Messenger RNA from Acanthosepion pharaonis, 684 nucleotides. The record is from the annotation of a GenBank genome assembly. NCBI's taxonomy places the organism in Eukaryota, Metazoa, Mollusca, Cephalopoda, Sepiida, Sepiidae.
AUGUAUUUUCUCUCUUCCUCAUUUUCUCUUAACCCCUCCCUACCUCAUUUUUUCUUCCUCCUUCCCUUCUCUCUCGUUUUCUCUCUACCCCCAUACCUCCCUCAUGCUAUUUCUCCCCUAUUCACCAAUCAAUAUUGCUUCCUCCCACAUUUUCUCCCUACCGCCAUUCCAAGCUCAUUUUCUUCCUGGCUCAUUUCUACCCCCUUUUCGAUCUAUCCCCACCUCCAUAUUUCGUCUGUUCCUAUUUCUUCCUCAUUGUUGAUUCUUCCUCAUUUCCUUUCUCUCUCUCUCUCUCUCUCUCUCUCUCUCUCUCUCACACACACACACACACACACAAACACACACUCACUCUUUCUGUUUGUCUGUCUCCCUCUCUCUCUAUCUAUUUAUCUAUCUAACUUUUUCUCUUUUUCUCUCUCUGUUCGUUAUCUAUUCAUAUUUAUCUAUCUAUUUAUCUGUCUAUCUAUCGCAGUCUUUUUUCUAUCAAUAAGUUUAUUCAUAUCUAUCUACAUAUCUAUCUAUCUAUCUAUCUAUCUAUCUAUCUAUCUAUCUAUCUUGCUUGUCUAUUCACAUCUAUCUAUCUAUCUAUCUCAUUUUUUUCAUAUACAUCUAUCUAUCGAGCGAUCUCAGUCUCUUAAUAUCUAUCUAUCUAUCUAUUUAUCUAUAUUUUCCAUUAUUAUUUAA